AUGUCUAGCUUUGAAGGUGAAAAUAUUCGCAUCCGCGUCCGUAUCUGCAGAUGUCGCCAUAACCCACAUCGCGGCAGCCCUAGUACACAUAUACAAGCCGCGCUGCUAGCCCUACUUGGUCUUAUUCUACUAUGGUACCCGUCAAGAGUGUUCGUUGGCGACACAUUCUGCUAUGUAUCAGGAAUGACAUUUGCUGUAGUGGGAAUCCUUAGUCACUUCAGCAAAACUGUUUUAUUAUUCUUCAUACCACAAGUUUUAAACUUUUUAUAUUCAGUGCCUCAACUCUUCCACAUCAUACCUUGUCCUAGACAUAGACUGCCCAAAUACUCUCCAGAAACAAACUUAUUACAAGCCAGUAGAGCUGUAAUAAGUAAAAAAGAAAUGAGUUUUUUAAAUAAAUUAAUUCUUCAAGUACUGGAGAUGCUCCACCUAAUAGAUAAAACUGAAGAUAAUGAUAGUGUAAAAAUUAAUAAUAUGACAUUAAUUAAUUUAUUUUUAAUCAAACUUGGGCCUAUGUCCGAAGUGCGUCUCACAAUAAGUCUACUAUUAUUUCAAGUGGUUUGCACAGCUGUAGCUUUUCUUGUACGAUAUCCAAUGGCAUCUUAUUUCUAUGACGCGUAACUUUUGUGUCAUUUUAUGAUGGUAGUGUGAAAGACCACGGAUGACCAGUAUAGAAUAUUGUAUGCCAUAUGAAGUUUACACAGCAGCAUACAUUACACGUUAUUAUGUUUAUUCAAUUAAUUACAUAAAAGCUGUUUUGAUCAAAAGUCAUACGGGACAAGGAGCUCAACGCGACAUACGUACUACUCUAAUAAAUAUCACGUCAGUUGAUAAGUCCUAACAUUAUUACGCAAAAGUAACAGUAUUUGUUGCUUAUUUAGUUGUAUUGAAAACAAGCAGAUCGUGGCAAACAAACAACCUCCAAGUAUCAUGUAUAAGCUCGGCUGUGGUUCUCGAGAUCGAAAAAUGGCGCCGCUGGAAUAAGCUUAUUCCAGCGUGGGCAAUAAAACAAUGUUGGGCGACUGUAAAUAGCGGACUUUAAAUUGGCUUCGGGUGCUAACGAAGAGUGAGCAAGACAUUUCUGUAAACGUAUUCACAAUUUAUUUCACAAACGUAAAAGCAGAACUGAGGAAAAACAAUGUGCACGAGCAACAAUGUGGUGUGGUGUGGUGAGGUGGGGGCCGUCCCACUAAACGCAUUCUAGUUUGUGGUCUCCCUUCGAAAACCUUUCUGCCCCAACGGCUACGAACUAUGUGCCCUGCCCACUGCCACUUCAACUUGCUAAAACUUUAAGCUAUGUCGGUGACUUUCGUUCUUUCUACGCAUCUCCUCAUUUCUGAUCCGAUCACGUAGGGACAUUCCGAGCAUUGCUCACUCCAUAGCCCGUUGAUUGACUUUGAGCUUUUUUAUGAGGCCCGUAGUUACUGACUUCUCAGAGCCGUAGGUCGUCGCUGGCAACACGCACUGUUCGAAGACGGAGAAGGAAAAAUGGGUAAACCUCAUAGCAAACCUGUAUUUAUUGUUCUAUGAGUAAACAACUCUAAAUAAAACAACAAAAUAAAUCACUGAAAAAGGCUAACAUAAAAUUUUGAAUUCGAAUGUGAAAAACUAAAUUAAUAAAAAGUACAUAAAAUGAUUUGUAGUGCCCGCUGCCCGCAGGUCACUUAUAAAUAAAUAUAAUGUCAUUGAAUUAGUCAUAUAAAACAGCGACUAUAUUUGGAUUUUUGUGACUAGAUUCUAACGAGACUAGAAACAACGACUUUUUAGUUGGCUAGCCAAAAUUUCAAUUAUUUAUGGCACUAUAAUAAGGCACGCAAUUCAUUGUAUGGUCAAUGAUGAGAGUCAAUUUAUGUCGCAUAAGGUCAAUCUGCAGUUUACCAAUCGCCUUACGGAGUCACCACACUUAUCGACAUGGAAUCGCAUUAAGCCGUACCAGGCCAGGAAAAGCUUUAUGCCCAUGUAAUAAGUGCUGAAAAGUCGUUAUGCGUUUCACGUCGGCGGCGCGGUCCGAGCGGCAGGGAAACCACAGGGGCAAAUGUGGUGACUCCUUUAGGGCUGAAUUUACAUUGCAGCACAACGGAAUGGAAGCGAAUUUUUUUAACCAUACACAAUUGCUGACAUGCUGGUGAUUUUAAAAAGUUUCGCAAAAAAAACAGGUCGCGAGUCUUCCGAAGAUUUGUCGCGCUCUCGCGUAGUUCACACAAUUAUUGACUUAAGCCAUACUUAAGCAUAAUUUUAUUUUUAUAUGUACAAUUUAGUUACAAUAAUCUCAGUAUAGAGUACUGCAAAAACCGACCUCAAAAGUUCGUGGAAUUACAUCUGUUUGCCAAGUUUUAUUGAA
Molecule: messenger RNA, 2341 nt
Organism: Hyposmocoma kahamanoa
Lineage: Eukaryota; Metazoa; Arthropoda; Insecta; Lepidoptera; Cosmopterigidae
Product: UDP-N-acetylglucosamine--dolichyl-phosphate N-acetylglucosaminephosphotransferase-like
Exons: 2
Coding region: 1-621 (206 amino acids)
Biological process (GO): protein N-linked glycosylation; dolichol-linked oligosaccharide biosynthetic process
Molecular function (GO): UDP-N-acetylglucosamine-dolichyl-phosphate N-acetylglucosaminephosphotransferase activity
Source: RefSeq, a predicted model, not a curated record